CUGAGCCAAUUAAGAAAAAGGAAAGCACAAGAACAACUGUCUCCAUAUAGUCAGGAUCUAGUUAAUGAGGACGGAAGUGGAGAAGCAGAACACGAUACAAAUGCCAAGCCGCUCAGAAGGGCAAGGAUAAAGAAAAACCAGCCAUUAGAUAAAUCUUCACUGAAGGGAAUUUUCGGGAAUGUUGUGCUGUCGGGAGAACCAAAAGAUUCUCGCAAGGCACAAAUGAGUGAGAUGAUAGCAGGAUUGAAUAGCUCCUUUCUAAGAGCUGUUCAAAUAAUUUUGAAAAAGCAGAGUAACAAAGAUCUUAGAUAUUUAUUUGACCAAUACUGUAAGUUUAUGAAAGAUAUAGAAGAAAACAACCAGUAA
This is a messenger RNA of Vittaforma corneae ATCC 50505, 366 nucleotides long. RefSeq lists its product as uncharacterized. The record is from RefSeq and is a predicted model, not a curated record. The transcript has a single exon. Lineage: Eukaryota; Fungi; Microsporidia; Nosematidae.